CACCAGUCCAAUCGAUCGACACCUCUUUAGCCAACAAAACUUCUUCACUAUCUUUAGCUUUAUUCCCCUCAACUCUAUUCCUCAUCACAUUUCACAUAUUCUAAUUAGCGUUAGCCAUGUCUGAAAACAAUCUAAUUUCUACCCUUAAUGGCUCUAACAACUGCCCUUAUUAUAUGAAGAAAGGCGUAAAAUACCUCGUCGAGACCUCGCCGGAGAUGACGUCACUGCCACCGGAAUACGUUCUGCCGCUGCAAGAAGACCCGCUGUCGGCAGCCACGGCAGAAGUCCCCGUAAUAGAUUUAAGCGGCCUUGAUGGUCCACGUCAUCUUAGGCUUUCCACUGUCAAAGCCAUAAGCUCUGCCUGUGAGCUUUGGGGCUUUUUUAGGAUCAUCAAUCAUGGGAUUAGAGAAAGUCUGGUUGAGGAAAUGUUGAGUGUUGCUCAAGAAUUCUUUGAUCUGAGUUUGGAUGAGAAAAUGAAAUAUGCUUCAGAUGAUGUGUUGUGCCCUGUAAGGUAUGGGACAAGUUUGAACACAUCAAAGAAGCAUGACCUUCACUGGAGAGACUAUUUCAGGCACUAUGGACAUCCAUUUGAGAAUAGCUUUCACUUAUGGCCUCUUAAUCCUCCUAAUUACAGAAAUGUGGCAAGGGAGUACAUGGAAGAGAUAUGGAAAGUGGCAAUGAAGUUAGCAGGUGCAAUAUCAGAAGGCUUAGGGCUUGAUGUUGGGUACAUUGAAAAUUCAAUGGGCCAUGGCAUACAGAUUCUGGCCAAUAACUACUAUCCACCAUGCCCGGAGCCCAACAAAACACUUGGGCUUGCGGCCCAUUCAGAUCAUGGUGGAAUCACUAUAUUGAUGCAAAAUGGUGUCAAUGGGUUGCAAAUAAGAAACAACAACGAAUGGCGUGUUGUUGACCAUAUUUUAAGUAAUGGAAAAUACAAAAGCGUGGAGCAUCGAGGGACGGUGAACGCCUACAAGACGAGAAUAUCGGUGGCUGUGGGACAUGGGCCUGAUCUUCUAAGCACUGUGGAGCCUGCUAGCCCACUUGUUGAAGAGAAAGAAAGGGCCUGUUUUACAAAGACUACAUAAAGUUUCAGCAGACUACCACCGUUCGAGGGAAAAGUGCGCUGCAGGCUGUAUUAGUCAGCAAAUGAGGCCCAAAGAAAUGUGAAGAGAUUAAAAGGCCGAGACCUUCAUUUUAGGCCCAUAUAUAUGUCAUAUGUACUACUUUUACUAUUAUUUUUGUUGUUAUUUACAAAUAAAAGAUGUGAGUUU
This is a messenger RNA of Striga asiatica, 1271 nucleotides long. The record is from the annotation of a GenBank genome assembly. NCBI's taxonomy places the organism in Eukaryota, Viridiplantae, Streptophyta, Magnoliopsida, Lamiales, Orobanchaceae.